Molecule: messenger RNA, 838 nt
Organism: Thunnus maccoyii (southern bluefin tuna)
Lineage: Eukaryota; Metazoa; Chordata; Actinopteri; Scombriformes; Scombridae
Gene: cnep1r1
Product: CTD nuclear envelope phosphatase 1 regulatory subunit 1
Exons: 6
Coding region: 83-460 (125 amino acids)
Cellular component (GO): cytoplasm; Nem1-Spo7 phosphatase complex
Source: RefSeq, a predicted model, not a curated record
ACACAGGCAAUGCGGAUUGGCUUAUUCGGCCUGUCCUUCAGCUGAGAGGGGCGCAGGCGCACAGGAAGGACGAGGCUCAGACAUGAACUCGCUGGAACAGGCCGAAGACCUGAAGGCCUUUGAGAGAAGAUUGACAGAGUAUGUCUCCUGUUUGCAACCUGCAACAGGCAGGUGGAGAAUGAUUUUGAUAGUGGUGUCUGUCUGCACGGCUACUGGGGCUUGGAACUGGUUAAUAGACCCUGACACACAAAAGGUCUCUUUCUUCUCAUCACUGUGGAAUCAUCCCUUCUUCACCAUCAGCUGCAUCACUCUCAUAGCUCUUUUCUUUGCUGGGAUACACAAACGAGUUGUUGCACCAUCAAUUAUCGCUGCCCGCUGUCGGACGGUUUUAGCAGAAUACAACAUGUCCUGUGACGAUACGGGGAAGCUUAUUCUCAAACCUCGACCGAAUAUCCAAUAACCACAGGCUUGUGUAUGUGUGUGGUGGUCAGACAGUGUAUCUGGUCUUUGUGAAAAAAAUCCGCUGAUGGAUCACCCUGUAUCUUGAGUCCUUUGGGUGAUCGGAGUGGAUGAAAGGGGAACAGUAACCAAGGCAGAUUUUGUCAGCAUGAUGGAAAUGCUUUUGGAAGAAGGAAGAAGAAAUGAACGGGGCCUUUUUUUUAACAGUUUUGAAGUGGAAGCUGCUGAUCUGCUCACAUAAGUCUUUGAUAUAUAUUUGACUCAUUGAGUGUGAGUUCAGAUGUGUUGAUCUCUGUUUCUGAUGUUGAGCAUGUAUUUUAUCUAAAUGUUUCUAUUUUUUAAAGUUAUUUACCUAAUAAAUUCUUAAGGUGUAUAAAAA